Molecule: messenger RNA, 1325 nt
Organism: Cucurbita maxima (winter squash)
Lineage: Eukaryota; Viridiplantae; Streptophyta; Magnoliopsida; Cucurbitales; Cucurbitaceae
Exons: 6
Coding region: 168-1139 (323 amino acids)
Source: RefSeq, a predicted model, not a curated record
AACAUGGCGAGCUGAUUUUUUCUCAUUAAAAGGGGAAUUUUGGAUCAUAGGUUUCUCUGCUUGUUGCUCACACUCAGCUCAAGAAUCUCUAUCCAACAGCCGUACCAUCAAAUCCGUUUCGUAUUUGAUCAACUUUUCAUCUCUGGAUUUCUAAACUCAGUUCAACAAUGGCGGGUCUUGCGAUUGUUAUGGAUCUAUUACGGAAAAAUCCGGCCGUCAACGCACCGCAAAGCUUCCACUCUUAUGGGGCGUUCUCCGCCGCCGCUGCCGCUGCUGGAACCCCUUUUGCCUUCAGAGCUUUCUUAGGUAACCGGAUUCCAAUUGCUCAUUGUGAUGCCGGUGUGGACGUGACCGGGGACUACCUCUCAAAUCUACAGAGUGCAUCAAGGAAAAUCUUUCAGCAUGAGUCUCUUCAAUACACUACAAAGGAGUACAACAUUGAGUUAAAGCCAUUAUUCUCUGCUUUUCAAUGGAGGAUGCUCGGUAUGACAACGUUGAGGUCGUUUCUGAUGUUUUAUUUGCCUCUUUUGGAGCCCCGUGCAAAGUUGGAAGACGAGGACGAUGAGGACUUCUUCAACGAUGCUCAAGAAGAGCAGCAAGUUGAUCUAGUUUCUCCGUUUAAAAAGUCCAUCAAGCAAAUCGUCCGUGAGACUACCGUCGUCACAACGAGACGCGUCUUGGAAAGAAUUUCGGUCCACUAUUUUUCGCAGCGUAUUGCAUGGAAGCUUCUUAAAGAUGUUCCGAAAUCCGCCAUUCGCAAGGCUGGACGAGGACUGCCUACUUCGGUCUACUUCUUUAGAGUUAGCAGGACGACGUUCAGAGGACACGCUCUAGGAGUUGCAGCUUCAUGGCUUGUCCAAGUCGGUAUCGAAAUCUACCGAUACAUAUCUGCGAAAGUAAAGCCCAAAGAAGACGAUAUAAGUGAUGAAACUGAUAAAGUUAUACUUUUAAGGAAGAAGAUUGCAGGCGCUACUCUCCGAUGUAGCACAUCGCUAGUUUUCGCUUCCAUUGGAGCAGGCAUAGGCGCCACACUCUUCCGCCCAUCGACAGGCCAGUGGAUCGGAUGUGCUGUGGGGGACUUGGCAGGGCCUGUUAUUGUGACAAUAUGCCUGGAGAAAACGUUGAACUUGGAUCUUUAGCUCACUUGGGGUAUAGUCUUCUGACUCAUUCUUUGAAACUUCAUAUGGGAAUGUGUAUUGAUUUCUUCUGGAUUUUCUUCUACUCAGCCCUGCGGACAGGCCAUUAAUGCAUAAACUCCAUUUUUCUGUAAUAGCUUUUUGGUUACAUUAUCAUUUUAGGCCUAAUGAGAUACUUUGAUUUUAAUA